Phanerochaete carnosa HHB-10118-sp is the source of this 1541-nucleotide messenger RNA. RefSeq lists its product as uncharacterized. Gene Ontology annotation, cellular component: membrane. Gene Ontology annotation, biological process: malate transmembrane transport. The record is from RefSeq and is a predicted model, not a curated record. The transcript is spliced from 12 exons. Gene Ontology annotation, molecular function: malate transmembrane transporter activity. Bases 222 to 1409 code for a protein of 395 amino acids. NCBI's taxonomy places the organism in Eukaryota, Fungi, Basidiomycota, Agaricomycetes, Polyporales, Phanerochaetaceae.
CUCUUCUUUCUUGCUUCGGAAGACCGCGAUGCCUUCGACGACCAUGAGCCAAAAUGCCAUGGUUGUCCUCGAUUUGGAAAAGUUGGAAUCCUUCCCUUUCUCUUCGUCUCUCUCGCACAUCCUACAGCCCCGUUGGAGACCGCACAGGCAGCCUCGCAACACAUCCCUACCCUUAGAGCUGUCACUCGUUCAGACAGACUACUUAAUCCUUCCUUCAAACAAUGGACUCUGUACGAGAUAACACGAAGCAAGCUGUAGGAUGCUUGGCUCGGAGGAUUCAUGGCUGGACCUGGCAGUCGUUCCCAAUCGGCAUGGGUACAGGCGCCGUAUACGUUACACUUUCCGGAACCAAGCAUCAUACUCGUGCCCUGACAAUCGUCGAAGGAAUUUUUUACGCGAUCAACAUCGCGCUGUUCCUCGUGAACACGACGACUCUUCUCCUGCAGGCGAUAUUGUACCCAAGACGGGCCUGGCGACUAUUGACCGACCCCGGGAAAGGCAUCUUCGCACCAUUGAUUGUCCUAUCGUUGGCUACUAUCAUCAUAGGCACGAUCAACUAUGCAGUUCCCAGCAACAUUGUUCAUGCGCACCACAUCUACCAUGCGUUCUGGUGCUACGUCGUCUUCGCGACAAUCGUGUGUUUCCCGAUGUUGAUGAUAUGGUUCAACAAGCCGCACGAUUUAUCUGAAUUUACUCCGGCUUGGGCGUUCCUCAUAUUCCCCAUGAUGCUCAUUGGGGUCGUCGCGUCCAACGUUCUGAAGAUCAUGUCACUGUCGGAUCCGAAGGCCGUCGGUGUACUCUUGGUCGGCUACUUCUUCCAAGGCUUGGGAUUUUUCAUGACCUUUUUCUAUAUUUGUAUCUAUAUAAUUCGGUGCGUCGUGGAUACCGGCUUCCUCGAAGGUCACCAAGCGAAUGGUGCUUUCGUGGCCUGCGGCCCCCCUGGUUUCACGGCGCUUGCGCUCAUCAACUUGGGCAAACAAGCCCAAACUAUCCUUCCUGCAAAUGGCCUGGUCACCCCACAAGCGGGUGAAAUAUGGUACGCCUCGAGCGCACUGGCAGGGCUGCUCCUCUUCGGCCUGGCAGUUUUCUUCUUCGUGUUCGGCGCGCUGCCGUACUGGUUCAAGAUGCACAAACGUCUGGACGAGAUCUUGGGCUGCUGGGCGCUGACGUUCCCAAACGUCGGAUGGAUAUCCGUGAUCCGCGUUCUGGGCGAUAUCUUUGAUAUCCCCGGGUUCUACGUCUGGCACCUUGUGAUGGCCAUUGUCAUGUGUGUGGUCUGGCUCGUGCUGUUCGUACUGACGGGUGUCGCGUUCUGGAAGGGGUUGAUAUUCAUGGCGGACGCAGAAGAGGUCCUGAAGGAUGUUAUGGUCUCGCGAGAGGAGGCUGAGAGAGACAAGGCGGUGGCUUAGGACUGCGACGUUCAGCAGGCUUGAAUAGUGGUGCGCGUCUGACCAUUAGAAGACUCUACAACCUGAAGCGCAAUUCCUUCACAUCGUAGAUUCGCAAAUGUACUAAUUUGAGGAAUAUCAUUUCCAUUCUGG